AUGAGGUUUGAAAUGGUUCCAUAUAUUGUAGAAUGUCCACUCCAUGUUGUCCCCCAAUCCUUUGGUUUUUCACUAUCAUCGUCCCUCUUUACCUCGUCUUCUUCGACGAGAAAUCACAAAAGGGACCAGAAAGUCUGUCGACUUGUCGUUUCUAAUCCGUUUUCAUCUGAAAACAUGCGACACUCUCAAACUUUCAACAGGAUUCUUUCCCGAGGGCAUACUGUUAAACGAUCUUGUUGUUCGAACUUGGGUUAUAUUUUUUUUGAAGAGUCAUCCGAUCAUGUAGAAGGAUUGACUGAAAAAUUUAACCUAUUGGAAGGGGAAGAGAGUGAAGGAGAUAGGAGUCACAGGCUACAUUGUGAAAUAUCUGAAAUUAGUCCUACCAGUAAGUUUGCAAUGACUAAAAAUUCAUUCUUGCAAUCGGAAUUUGAUUUCACGGAACUGAUGAAGCUCGGCAUCAGACCAGAGGCCCCGGAUUGGCCAGAACGUAAGGCUGUUAUGUGGGCGACUCUUGAACAUAAGGCUAAUAGCUUUGAUCUUCCUCUUUCUCUAAGGAUGGUAAAGAAGAAACUACAAUUGGAAAAGGCCUUUACAUAUUCUCAAGAUUCAGUUUGUUGCUCGAUGGAAAAAGCAUUUGCUUCAAUGGUUUUCAUUAUAGUCGAGCUUCAAAGUUAUGCAUUACAGAUGAGAGAAGCGUCGUGCCAUGAAGAUCUAGAGAUUAUUAUAGCUAGAGUACAGAAGGAAAUGCAUUCGACAUUUGUUUGGCUUUUUCAGCAAGUGUUUUCAAGAACUCCGGCAUUGAUGAUAUAUGUGAUGAUCCUUUUAGCAAAUUUUAGCGUAUAUUCUGCGUGCCACAACGUUUUUAUUACAGAAGUCUCCUUACUAGGAUCAUCAUCUGUAGAAUCAACUUUGGUUUUAGACAGUGGAGUUUCAGGGAGCAUGGGUGAGAACGAGCAAAAGAGCAAUCCAUCAAAUAUGAGUCGACAUCUAGAAGUUCUUCACGAAGAACAUUUGCAGGUAGAUGAUCAAGUUUUGAGAAGUAAGGAGGAGUUGAAUUUGUGGACCUCAGUGGUGGAAGAAGCAACAAAGAUUCAAGCAGGUUUGAGAAAUGUGAUUCUUGAUCGUGAGAUGAUGCAACAGUUUGUUUCCCCGGUAUCUGUUGAGCUAGAACCCGAUGACUACGAGGAUUAUCUUAGGACUGAUCUACUAUACCAGAUUGCCUUGUCUCAGGAGCCUAAUAACCCACUUUUACUCUGCAAUUAUGCACAGUUUCUGCAUCGUGUUACCCGCGAUUAUGAUAGGGCAGAACGGUGCUUCAAGCAGGCGGUACAAGUGGAACCACCAGAUGCAGAAUCCUUGAGCCAGUAUGCCACCUUUCUAUGGAAAGUUAGGCAGGACUUUUGGGCAGCAGAAGAAAGAUAUUUACAAGCCCUGGCUGUCGAACCUGACAAUUCUCACUAUGCUUCUAAAUACGCCAAUUUCUUAUGGAACACUGGCGGGGAUGAGACAUGUUUUCCCCUCGACAAUUCCCAACCGAGUAGCUCAACCUCGAACUUCUAG
Molecule: messenger RNA, 1560 nt
Organism: Fraxinus pennsylvanica
Lineage: Eukaryota; Viridiplantae; Streptophyta; Magnoliopsida; Lamiales; Oleaceae
Source: the annotation of a GenBank genome assembly